Corvus hawaiiensis (hawaiian crow) is the source of this 2255-nucleotide messenger RNA. It is a transcript of the gene MOB2, whose product is annotated as MOB kinase activator 2. The transcript has 5 exons. Bases 539 to 1249 code for a protein of 236 amino acids. Gene Ontology annotation, molecular function: protein kinase activator activity. NCBI's taxonomy places the organism in Eukaryota, Metazoa, Chordata, Aves, Passeriformes, Corvidae. The record is from RefSeq and is a predicted model, not a curated record. Gene Ontology annotation, biological process: signal transduction; positive regulation of protein phosphorylation. Gene Ontology annotation, cellular component: nucleus; cytoplasm.
AGAGUACAGGUGUGCAGACUAACCCUACGGUGCCUUGUUGCUUUAAACUCAUGGUCCACGGUGCAGCUGAGUGGCAAUCUCUGCGGAGGAGAGGCAGAGAGAAGCCCAGGUGGAUUGUGAAUACUUCGGCAGUGUUGUUCAGUUGGACUGCACUGGUUUUUGCCUGCACUGGUUUGCACAAUGCCACCUAGAAGGCUCCUUUGCUUUGCCAAAAUAGGUUUAAAUUUGAGUAUUAAAAAUUCUAAAAUUUGGUUUUGAUUAGGUUUUGUUAAUGUCAAAGUAGAUGGGUGUUAACAUCUUCCUGGCACAUCCUUAACAUUUUUUAAUGACUGUAAUAAAAAUGCCAUUAUCUGACUGCAUACAAGAUCAAACAUAACUGAAAGUUACUAUCUUACAGUGUUUGGUUUUAAGCUGUAAAAUGAAUUUGUCCCUUAGUGGGAUUGUAGUAGAUAGAGGCUAAGAAUAUGUUCUCAUUAACCUGGCUUUUUUGCAGAGGUUUUUGACCUUUGAGAGAUUGUCGUAGAGAGUCAAUUAAGAAAUGAUGCUGAAGAGCAAAAGGAAGUCCAAGGGAAAGCCAAAUGGUAAAAAGCCAGCACCGGAAGAGAAGAAACUUUACCUAGAGCCAGAAUACACAAAAUCCAGAAUUACUGACUUCGAAUUUAAGGAACUAGUGAUGUUACCACGGGAAAUAGACCUCAACGAGUGGCUUGCCAGCAACACAACAACUUUCUUCCAUCACAUCAACUUACAGUAUAGUACAAUCUCAGAAUUCUGUACAGGAGAGUCAUGUCAGACCAUGGCAGUGUGCAAUACACAGUACUACUGGUAUGAUGAGCGGGGAAAGAAGAUCAAGUGCACUGCUCCUCAGUACGUUGACUUCGUCAUGAGUUCAGUGCAGAAACUAGUGACAGAUGAGGACGUCUUUCCAACGAAAUAUGGCAAAGAAUUCCCAAACUCAUUUGAGUCCCUAGUGAAGAAGAUCUGCAAGUACCUGUUCCAUGUGCUGGCCCAUAUCUACUCCUCACACUUUAAGGAGACUUUGGCACUGGAGCUGCACGGACAUUUAAACACACUCUACACACACUUUAUCCUAUUCAUCAGGGAGUUCAACCUCGUGGACCCUAAAGAGACCACCAUCAUGGAUGACCUCACUGAGGUCCUCUGCAGCAGCAGCGGGAGCAGCAGUAACGGGAGCGGCAACGGGAGCAGCAACAGCGCAGGAGCACAGAACCACGUGAAAGAGAGAUGAGCCCUCCUGGCAGCCCCAAACUAACAUUAUAAACAGUAUAAUCUAUUGUGUGUAUGUGUAUGUAUAUGUUCAGAUAUACAUACGGGCAUAUCCAGCGCUGAAAGCUGACCGCAGCGAUGCUGCCACGCAGGACGCGCAGUCGUACGGGGCUGUACGGAGCUUUGGGUUAAUGCGCCAGCCGGUGAGAAGUUGCACCAAUUUUAUUUUAUUUUCUGUCCACUCCUCCUUUUACCUAUUCAGAUGGAUGACGAGUGCUGUUUUUAGAGAAGAACCAAGCUUAAGAGUGGGGCCACUCUUGGUUUUUUUGGUUCAUUUAUUUUUUUUUCCUUUUGGUUGGUUGGUUGGUUUUUUGUUUUUCUUUCUUUGGUCUUGAGUGCAAGCCCUUUGGUCUUUCUAGGAUGGUGGUCCUGCCAUUUAAAAAGUAUCUAUUAUAUUAUAAGAAGUAACUUUUACUUUGAAGUGGCUUAAAAUGCAGGGUUUUUUUGGGGGGUGGGGGUGGUUUUUUGGUUUGGUUUUACAUAGACUGCCCCUUACCCUGCCAAAAGCUCCCCCACUGAGUGCAUCUUGCCCUUUGUUAGCUUGGAAUGGGAAGAAACUCCUGGCUUGACUAGAGUAGCAACUAGGGGCUUGCUACAUGUUGAAAGUGGGCAUGAUUCUCCAGUUGUCCCAGCUACUCGGUCACAAGGUGUGAACGUGCAAGAGGAUCCACAAGCCUUUCUGCUUAUUGCUCCUACAGCAUAUAUACUCUUUUCUCUGCUCCCCUGCCUCUUCUUUUCCCAGGCACACCUGCACAGGUAACAGGAGUAGGAUCACUGCAGUCCAGAACCAUGUGCAAGAGUCACCACCAUUCGCUUUCCCUUGAACAGAGGCCCGGGGACGGGGGAGAAGGGUAUACUGGGUCAGUCACCGCCUGUGCUAGAAAGAUGGCUGUUGGCAUAAAAUUAUAUUGUUGGCUUAUUUUAGUUCAUCUGUUCUAUAAUAAUAAAAACAAAUCUAUCAGCCACAA